AUGUCUGCUCGCGUUCAGUCUAGCCAAAAAAUGCCAUCUCGGUUUCGUAUUUUUGAACUACCUGAUGUUGUUUUGAAAGAUGUUUUUCAAAAUUUUGAAGGAGUCGAAAUACUCGAUCUCUCCUUCACAUCCACCAGACUGAUGAGGGGAGUUUUCCGCUCUGUUGGACUGCGAGCUGUCAGUCAUACUGUAAAGUUUGAAGACGCGUAUCCUCUCAUUAGCACAAUAGUGAAAUUUGGGUCAGGAAAAGGAAGUGAAACAUCUUUUGUAUGGAAAUUUGUCGAAAGCAAAAAAUCAAUCAAUUCGGAUAAAGUGAGAAAAGUGGAAUGUCACAGAUUCGAUAAUUGCUUCACGAAAGGUAAUACUAUCUUCUGCCACUACCACAACUCUGAACUCGGUGCAACUGUGAUCUUCAAUCAUAUUUUCAAUUGUUUGCCAGCCCCAUUAAAUCUGCAUCUGAAACUGAAUUCCAUCAAAAAUCUCCAUGCUUUAUUUCUCAAUGAUUGUUUUUCAACGUGCGAAAAAUUAGAUGUUUGGUACGUAGAGCAGGACGAGAAUGAUGAAUUAGUUGAGGAUCUGACAGGAAUUUUGGAAAUGGUGGAUGUUAAAAAAGAGCUGAGAGCGCUGGUCCCACAACAAUGUGAGAUGGAUAUUGAGAAGAUUCGUGACUUAGAAGUUCUGACGAUUCAGGAUGCAGAAUGGAUGAGUUUGCCUGCUCUUUACUCUUUAAAUUGUCGAUUCGGAAGUCUUCUGAAUCACAAGUUCGGCCAAUUUGAUAUCUCUGCUUUUGCUGAAAAUUGGUACAACUCGACAGACAGGAAACUGGUAAAGAUGCAGUUCGGAUGGAAUGAGUACAGACGAUUUUCCCCAAUGAUAGAUAAUCUCAAUUGGAAAGAAUGGGAUCCGAAAAUAAGAUCAAGAUAUUUUCAUGACUCCAGUGAACGUUCCAAUUCGAGUCGAAUCGAUUGUUCUAAAGGACUCGACAUCACUCGUCCAGAUGGUCUCACAGCAACGAUCCUCAAACAAGAUGCGUUUGAUUGUAACAUCCUUUUCCUUGUCUGGCACGAUAUUCAUCCUGAAACUACACGGUUAGCAGUUCUCUCGGAGAAAUUGAACCUACAAAACAAGAAAUUGGCCUCAAUUCUUGGCAAUAGGAAAGAACGAGUCGUUAAGAAGGAAUUCCGAGACACGUUUACAGAGGCUCUGGCGAAGAAAACAGAAAUCACGGAAGAAAUCAAGCUAUGGGUUGAUACAGAAGACAUUAAUGCAUGCUGA
This is a messenger RNA of Caenorhabditis briggsae, 1275 nucleotides long. Gene Ontology annotation, molecular function: protein binding. The record is from RefSeq and is a predicted model, not a curated record. Lineage: Eukaryota; Metazoa; Nematoda; Chromadorea; Rhabditida; Rhabditidae. The transcript is spliced from 5 exons. Bases 1 to 1275 code for a protein of 424 amino acids. Gene Ontology annotation, biological process: embryo development.